This is a messenger RNA of Fusarium musae, 825 nucleotides long. RefSeq lists its product as uncharacterized. Bases 1 to 825 code for a protein of 274 amino acids. The record is from RefSeq and is a predicted model, not a curated record. The transcript is spliced from 2 exons. Lineage: Eukaryota; Fungi; Ascomycota; Sordariomycetes; Hypocreales; Nectriaceae.
AUGUCCGACGCUCUCGCCCAAGACGUGGUUGACGUCAAGGCUGAAGACGAAAACGACACCAACUCUACCAUCAUUCACCAAGAUGCCGACGAUGAUGUCAACCAAGAAAUGCUCUCGCGACCGCUAGACCCGGGAGCCAAGGCUGCUCGAUACACCGGCCCGCCCCGAGGCGGCAAGAUGCUGUCAUUCCGUCCUGGCGUUUUCCGUCGCAGUCACCGACCUUUUCUGAAGUGCAACAGCAGAGAACUCAAGAAGCAAGAGGAAGCUGAACAUGGAGCUUUCACCAAGUGGCGCACCAACCCUGAUGAGAUCGAUGAGUCCAACAUUCCCGUCAUCAGACUCACCGAAGCGUCAGACUCUGCCCAGUCAUUCGAAGCCUUCCAUGCUACUGUCAUCGAGCCAAACAAGGAGGCCAUUGAAUUGAUACUGGUGGAAUAUAACAAGAGCGUUCAUGUCCUUGAUCGGCGCAAUGAUGUUCAGUUCUUCGAAAAGUACCAUGAACAGUACACUAGCGGCGAUCUUGACGAUUAUGGAAGACCUCGCACCGUCUUCAACCUUCGACCUGAUAAAGCGCUAGACAUCCCAGCCUCAAAACAAGCAACCCACGAUUGCGAAGCGCAGAAGUGCCUGCUCCUCAACGCCGCCUGCUUCAUCGCAUGGCAGGGCCCAUCCUUUCGAUACUUCUUCACCAAAGCCGCAGAUACAGACGAAAACCCCAGCGACGUCUUCUUCUCGAUGCCCCAAGACGCGCGCAUCACCGUCAGGUUUUGGGAGGAACGUGUUCGAGAUGUAGCGAGGGACACGAUGCGCGAGACGGUGCGGUAG